Nicotiana tabacum (common tobacco) is the source of this 3963-nucleotide messenger RNA. RefSeq names its product regulator of telomere elongation helicase 1 homolog. Gene Ontology annotation, biological process: negative regulation of DNA recombination; regulation of double-strand break repair via homologous recombination; negative regulation of t-circle formation. Gene Ontology annotation, cellular component: nucleus. The record is from RefSeq and is a predicted model, not a curated record. Lineage: Eukaryota; Viridiplantae; Streptophyta; Magnoliopsida; Solanales; Solanaceae. Gene Ontology annotation, molecular function: DNA polymerase binding; DNA binding; DNA helicase activity.
AUCAAAAGACAAUCUAACGUUGAUUCAACGAGUCAGAAGCGACACCGUAUUUUUCCUGAAGAACGCAAGAAUAUGGCGGGAAAACCUCGAAGGCACUGCAACGUGGCACAGUCCUAGGGUUUAUCAGAAGCAAAAGACUCUUCAGUCGAAGCGAAUCCUCGCAUUCAACUCGUUCGAGAAAAUGCCGACAUAUAAGAUUGGGGGAAUCGAUGUCGAUUUCCCUUACGAGGCUUACGAUUGCCAGAUCACUUACAUGGAAAAAGUCAUUCAGUCCCUUCAAAAUAGAUGUAAUGCAUUGCUUGAGAGCCCAACUGGGACAGGAAAGACCCUGUGUCUUCUUUGUGCCACAUUGGCUUGGAGGAAGAGUUUGGGGGGUUUCUCAGUCCGGAAGAGUGGAAUAAGAGACCGUAUUGCCAGUAGCCAGCAGUCAGAUGAGUCUUCUCAAUUUGAAUCCUCAGCAUUACCAAAUAUUGUAUAUGCAUCACGCACACACAGCCAAAUUCGACAAGUGGUGAAAGAGUUAAAGAGGACCAAUUAUAGGCCAAAAAUGGUAGUCUUAGGAUCUCGGGAACAACUGUGCAUUCAUGAAGAAGUGAGUCUUCUGCGCGGAAAAACACAGACAAAUGCUUGCCAUGCACUUUGCAAAAAGCGCAAAAAACGUUAUUGUGGCCACUUUUCUCGCGUUGCAGAGUUCAUGAAGACUAAUCCCAGUCUAGGAGAGGAGCCUAUUGACAUAGAGGAUUUGGUCAACAUAGGAAGAAGCAGUGGCCCGUGCCCUUAUUAUGUAUCACGAGAACUUCACAAGACUGUGGACAUAUUAUUUGCACCUUACAAUUAUCUUAUUCAUCGCGGAUACAGAAAAUCUUUGAACAUUCAGUGGACAAACAGUAUACUUAUAUUUGAUGAAGCUCAUAACUUGGAAAGCUUGUGUGCUGAUGCAGCCUCUUUUGACCUUUCUUCUGGCCUUCUGACAGCUUGCAUUUCUGAAGCUAAAACUUGUAUAGACCUUUCGAUAGCAAGGAGGGAGAACUCAAGUGACAAAUCAUGUAAUCCAGAUAACUUCGCUAUUCUCAAAGCACUUCUUUUGAAGCUUGAGAAAAAAAUUGCUGAAGUGUCCAUUGAUUCAAAAGAGUUGGGUUUCACGAAGCCUGGGCCAUACAUUUAUGAGUUUCUUGCUGAUCUAAAUAUCACACAGAAAACUGCCAACAUGCUCAUUGAUAUAAUUGAGGAAGCAACUGUACUUCUUGAAGAAGAUGCAAACACUACCGAAGAUGGAAAAACAAACAAGUCAAAAAGCACAGUCUGCAGAUUGGAAAGCAUGGGUGACAUUCUACAAAUGAUUUUCAGGAAUGAUGGAAACCCUCAUGCCCAAUACUAUCGUGUUCAUGUUCAGGAAGUUCAAGGAGGUGGCAUAGAUUCCCUUAAAGCAGGAAAGGCAUCUAGAACACUGAGCUGGUGGUGUUUCAAUCCAGGUAUUGCAAUGGAGCAGUUCUCCAAAUUAGGUGUUGGAUCUAUCAUUUUGACUUCUGGCACAUUAUCUCCGAUGGAUUCAUUUGCUGAGGAAUUGAAGUUAGAUUUUCCAGUUCGUUUAGAGAACCCUCAUGUUAUAUCAGACAAUCAGAUAUGGGCUGGUGUUGUACCCGUGGGCCCUUCUGGUUAUACAUUCAACUCAUCAUAUAGGACUCGUGAUUCUAUUGAAUACAAGCAAGAGCUUGGGAAUGCCAUUGUCAAUUUCGCUCGUGCUGUACCAGAUGGACUUCUUGUAUUUUUUCCUUCAUAUUACCUUUUGGAGCAAUGCAUUGGCUGCUGGAAAACUUCGGGGCAUUCAAACUCAAUGGAUUCGAGCACAAUAUGGGAAAGGAUAUGCAAAUACAAGCUGCCUGUCGUGGAACCAAGACAAUCUUCUCUUUUUCCAAUGGCAAUUGAAGAUUAUAUGACCAAGUUGAAGGACAAAACAGCAUCUGGGGCUGUGUUUUUUGCAGUCUGUCGGGGAAAAGUGAGUGAGGGAUUGGAUUUUGCUGACCAUGCUGGUAGAGCUGUUGUGAUCACCGGCAUCCCCUUUGCCACAAGGAGUGAUCCUAAGGUUCGUUUGAAACGUGAAUUCCUGGAUCAACAGAUGAACUUGCAAUCAACUGGAUCUAAGGUCCUAACAGGAGAAGACUGGUAUACUCAACAAGCAUCGAGGGCUGUAAAUCAGGCUGUGGGCCGUGUUAUUCGUCAUAGACAUGAUUUUGGAGCAAUAAUUUUUUGUGAUGAAAGAUUCACAUACUCCAACCGUCAGUCACAAGUAUCACGUUGGAUACAACCCCAUAUCAAGUGUCAUUCCAAAUUUGGGGAAGUAGUUUUUUCAUUGACGCGCUUUUUUCGUGAUGGAAGAAUUCGUGGCCCUACAAAACUAGAAUUGAUGCAACCAGAUGACAAGGAAAUAGUAAAGAGACUAGGAAGCUCUCAACCUAAACUUCACUUUGAAAAGCUUUUUACCUCUCUGGACUCAUCAGUGGAUUUUCCUUGCUCUACUAAUCAAUUAUCUUCCUCAGUUAAGCAAGGGAACAGCCCUGGCAGUCUGGAAGACAUACUUCCUGCUAAUAAGUCAUCUCUUAGGUCUGAUAAGCUAGUUAAGAAUCUGGCUGUAAAACAUGCAAGUAAUUUGUUGGUCUCUGGACGAAAAGAAAUGCUAAUUAGCAAACAGAAAAUAAUUGACUUGACGAAACAUGAAUUGCCUGAUGAACAACCAAAAGAUGUUAUUGCACCUUGUUCUCUGAAGAGGCCUCGGCUAACAUUAACAGGACCUGAUUGUCAAAGAGAUCAUUCUCGAAAGUCUCAUGAUAGUCCUGACCGUUCCUCAGUUGCCCAUCACCUGCUGUCAGAAAGUGGCUCUAGCUAUAUAUUGAAGAAUAAGAAGUCACAGUACUCUGAGGAACGAAGUCAACAAAACAUUAAAUUAGAUAGAGCAGACCUGCUUGAAAAUGAGAUGACAUCACGAAAGACUGCAGGUUUAGUUGACCUGCAAAAUGAAGAUGGCGUUGAUAGCUCUGUGCCUUGCAAUAAUGAGGAGAAGAAAGGAUCAGUUUUUCUUGUUCAGGUCCGAGAAAAGCUUACUGAUACAGAAUACCUUGAAUUCGUGGGGUAUAUGAAGUCGCUCAAGUCUAAAGCAAUGAAGAUAGGCCAAGUUCUUCAAUCCAUUGCCAGAUUAUUUUCUCUCCCUGAUAGAAUACCUCUCCUUCACAGAUUCAAGGAUUAUGUUCCUGCGAAGUACCAUUCUUUGUAUGAUCAAUAUUUAAAAAGAAAUCUUGAAGUAGCUGGCGUAUGAGUCAUCCUACUUAAGUCUAUAAGUCUUCCUUGAGAAAAAUCCCUACUUGCCGCACCUAGGAAUGCACACAGCCACAAAGUCAGUCAGUGAACAGUAUGUUCAUGCUGCCGACUAGGCGUAGGAAAAAAAGCGAAGCUAUGCUUGUGAAGGGUUUUGUGAUAUCAUACUACAAGGAAAAACACCACCUCCCCUGCCAUUUCUCUUGAGGGGAGCUUUGUCAUGGGCCGCCGGGCCUUUGACAAUGUGGUUCAAGCAGUGUACAGAAUCUUAAUUUGGAAUGCCCUAUAGUUGUUGGGAGUUUACAUCACGAACUGAGCAACAAGGCUUAUAGUUUAGUGGUAUUGAUGAGAGUGUCCACACAAUUUGUAUGGGUUGGAUUCUCAUUGUCCUCCUUUCAAUGUAAUGUAAGUUUCUUAAAGAAAAAAUUGCGAACUGCUGUACCCUCCAUAGGCACCUGAUUUGGAGGUCACUUAAUCUUCAAGAGGCGUUGUGUAGAGUCCAAGUGGCAAGUUAUUAUUUAUUUGACCCGUCCUUUUUUUCGACGGACGGGGAAUUUCAACCUUUCAAAUGUUCAUAUCCCCCUUUUGCUUUUCGUAUUUACGGGACUGGACUGACUAUAUUUUUGGAAAGUGCAUAGACAAGUUGCUCACGAA